AUGCAUAUCGAGUCGAUACCCAUGUGGACCGGUACCGGUAACAAUUAUGCAUAUCUCAUCUCGGAUGAUGCAUCCAAAGAUGCCAUGGUGGUAGAUCCGGCACAUCCACCAGAGGUGGUUCCAGUUCUCGCAUCCCACAUCAAUGAUGGGAAGAUUAAUCUAAAAGCAAUCAUAAACACUCACCACCACCAUGAUCAUGCUGGCGGGAACGAAGGGAUUCUCAAGCAAUUUGGCAAGCUUUCGGUGAUUGGCGGGAAAGACUGUGCCCAUGUCACCCAAACCCCCGGGCACGGCGAGAAGUUCAAGAUUGGGGAGCGGAUCACUGUUACCGCUUUACACACCCCUUGUCAUACCCAAGACAGCAUUUGCUAUUUUGCCGAAGAUGGGAACGAGCGUGUCGUUUUUACCGGCGAUACGCUAUUCAUUGGGGGAUGCGGAAGAUUCUUUGAAGGUAAUGCAAUGGAAAUGCACAAGGCACUCAAUGAAGUGCUUGCUUCACUCCCAGGCGAUACCAGAGUAUAUCCUGGACAUGAAUAUACCAAGUCAAAUGUGAAAUUCUGCUCCACGGUUUCCCAGUCGGAAGCUGUUAAGAAGCUGGAGGAGUUUGCCAAUAACAACCAGCAAACCCAAGGAAAAUUCACUAUCGGUGAUGAGAAGCUCCAUAACGUCUUUAUGCGUGUCACGGACCCUGAAAUCCAAAAGGCAGUAGGGGCAACUGAACCGGUCGAGGUCAUGAACCGUUUACGAGAGAUGAAGAACAAGAUGUAG
Molecule: messenger RNA, 768 nt
Organism: Trichophyton rubrum CBS 118892
Lineage: Eukaryota; Fungi; Ascomycota; Eurotiomycetes; Onygenales; Arthrodermataceae
Product: hydroxyacylglutathione hydrolase
Exons: 9
Coding region: 1-768 (255 amino acids)
Molecular function (GO): hydroxyacylglutathione hydrolase activity
Source: RefSeq, a predicted model, not a curated record